Molecule: messenger RNA, 2647 nt
Organism: Condylura cristata (star-nosed mole)
Lineage: Eukaryota; Metazoa; Chordata; Mammalia; Eulipotyphla; Talpidae
Gene: THNSL1
Product: threonine synthase-like 1 (S. cerevisiae)
Exons: 3
Coding region: 345-2576 (743 amino acids)
Cellular component (GO): cytoplasm
Source: RefSeq, a predicted model, not a curated record
GUUCCUCCCGGGCUGUGGGCGAGCUGGGCCGAGUGCCAGAGGUGCGGGCUGGGUCUCGCGGCGGCCCUAGCGGCUCCGGGAAGGUCCUUCCCAUUUCCUUUCCUUUCCCCCGUCUUCUCAGUGUGAUUUUCUUGACUUCACACUUUUUAUAAAGGUUGACUUCCCUCAGCAUCAGCAAAUCUUCUGUCAGAUUGGUUCCUGUGUGUCGUAUGUUGAAAGUCACUCAGUUAAGCACAGCACAUACAAACUGAAGAGACACUAGGACAUGUAUUCCCUUUUUUGACAGUUUUAAUUUGCUUGGCUAAAUCCAGUCUUUAGGUUGGCUGGGCAGAAGUGUGAAAAGAAUGCUUCACCUUAACCGAUGUCAGCAUCUGAAACAAAUAACCCAGAAAUGUUUUUCUAGUGUACAUGUUAAAACGGACAAAAAUAAACAGCUAUUUUUUCCAAGAACCUUUGCACUUGCAGAAUUAAGGAAGUCAUGGCACUCUUUCCACUCUCUUGUUGGAGACAAAAAUAUUAUCCUGAUGGGACCUCCUGGUGCUGGGAAAACAACAGUGGGCAGAAUAAUAGGUCAGAAACUCCGUUGUUGUGUCAUAGAUGUGGAUGAUGAUAUCCUUGAAAAAACCUGGAAUAUGAGUGUGUCUGAAAAAUUACAGGAUGUUGGUAAUGAACAAUUUUUAGAAGAGGAAGGAAAAGCUGUGUUAAACUUCUCUGCAUCUGGAAGUGUGAUUUCCCUUACGGGGUCCAAUCCAAUGCAUGAUGUUAGCAUGUGGCAUCUGAAGAAAAAUGGAAUAGUUGUAUACCUGGAUGUACCUCUACUAGAUAUCGUUAAUCGUCUAAAAUUAAUGAAAACAAGUAGGAUUGUAGGUCAGAAUUCUGGAACAUCUAUGAAAGAGUUACUUAAAUUUAGAAGCCAGUAUUACAAAAAGUGGUAUGAUACUCGUGUGUUUUGUGAAAGCGGGGCUUCCCCAGAAGAGAUAGCUGACAAAGUACUUGCUGCGGUUAAAAGAUACCAGGAUGUGGACUCAGAAACAUUCAUAUCAACGAGACAUAUUUGGACUAAAGACUGUAAACAGAAGGUUUCAACAAAAUUCUUUAGUGAAGCUGUGAUUGAGGGCUUAGCUUCUGAUGGUGGACUCUUUGUUCCUGAAAAGGAGUUUCCAAAAUUAAACUCUGGAGAGUGGAAAAGCCUAGUAGGAGCAACUUACAUAGAAAGAGCACAGAUACUAUUGGAAAAAUGCAUCCAUCCUGCUGAUGUACCUGCUGCCAGGCUUGGAGAGAUGAUUGAAGUUGCUUAUGGAGAAAACUUUGCUUGCUCAAAAAUUGCCCCUGUCAGGCACCUUUCAGGCAACCAGUUCAUCCUUGAGUUGUUUCACGGACCAACAGGAUCAUUUAAAGAUUUGUCCUUACAGCUUAUGCCUCACCUUUUUGCACACUGUAUCCCACCAACUUGUAAUUAUAUGAUACUUGUAGCUACUUCAGGAGACACUGGGAGUGCAGUCUUAAAUGGUUUUAGUAGACUUAAUAAGAAUGACAAACAAAGAAUAGCUGUGGCCACAUUUUUCCCUGACAAUGGAGUAAGUGAUUUUCAAAAAGCACAAAUAAUUGGUAGUCAGAAAGACAAUGGAUCGGCAGUGGGUGUCAAGGCAGAUUUUGAUUUUUGUCAGACAGCUAUAAAAGGAAUCUUUAAGGAUUCUGACUUUACUGGCUUUCUUACUAUGGAAUAUGGAACAAUCUUGAGUUCAGCUAAUUCUAUAAACUGGGGCCGACUGCUUCCCCAAGUAGUUUAUCAUGCUUCUGCAUAUCUUGAUCUUGUCAGCCAAGGAUUUGUUUCUUUUGGAAGCCCAGUUGAUGUCUGUAUUCCCACAGGAAACUUUGGUAACAUUUUAGCAGCAGUGUAUGCCAAAAUGAUGGGAAUCCCUAUUCGAAAAUUUAUUUGUGCCUCUAAUCAGAACCAUGUUUUGACUGAUUUUAUAAAAACAGGUCAUUAUGAUCUAAGGGAAAGAAUAUUAGCACAGACCUUUUCACCGUCAAUCGAUAUUCUCAAAUCAUCAAAUCUGGAACGACAUUUACACUUGAUGACUGAUAAAGAUGGGGAACUAAUGUCCAAAUUAUUUAAUCAAUUAGAAGAACAACGUCACUUCAAGGUAGAAAAGAUGCUAGUUGAGAAACUUCAGAAGGAUUUUGUUGCAGAUUGGUGUUCUGAGGGUGAGUGCCUAGCAGCUAUUCACUCCACCUACAAUACUUCAGGGUAUAUUUUGGAUCCACACACUGCUGUUGCAAAAGUGGUUGCAGACAGAAUGCAAGACAAAACUUGCCCAGUGAUUAUCUCAUCUACAGCUCAUUACUCAAAAUUUGCACCUGCUAUCAUGCAGGCUUUAAAGAUUAAAGAAAUCAACCAGACUUCAUCAAGUCAGCUUUAUUUACUGAGUUCUUACAAUGCAUUGCCUCCACCACAUGAGGCUUUAUUGGAGAGAACAAAACAGCAAGAGAAAAUGGAGUACCUGGUCUGUGCAGCUGAUGUAAAUGUCCUGAAGGGUCAUGUGGAAAAACUAAUACAAAAUCAAUUCACAUAAAGUUUUCUAGAAUAAAUUUUUUUUCCCUGAUGAUAAGCAUGCAAUAAUAAUUCGCAAAAGUUGAUUUGGAA